Messenger RNA from Meloidogyne enterolobii, 749 nucleotides. The record is from the annotation of a GenBank genome assembly. NCBI's taxonomy places the organism in Eukaryota, Metazoa, Nematoda, Chromadorea, Rhabditida, Meloidogynidae.
CUUUUUGUUUAUUUUGGCAUUUGAUUUUGUUUUAUUUGUCGAUUGUGUCCUUAACGGGUUGCUUCCUUUUACCUAUUUCAAUUCCUUCUAGUAUUGAUUUUUUCAUUAUUGGUUAUGGUUUUUAAUUGAUUUUUUCUUUUUUAGACAUUUAAAAAUUCUUUUAAAUUAAACUUAAAAAUGAAUGGAAACGGAUGUAAUGGUUCGGGCAUUAAUGGUUCAGGCAUUUCUCCUACUCCAUUGACCGAGUUGUCAAGUCUUGAAGUGGCGGAUAUUCUUCAGACAAAGUACAAUCUCAAAAUUGGAGGGAAGGCCUUCGCAUUCGCUCUUGACUCUCUUCCGUAUUGUGAGGAUGAUCCGGUGCUCGUUAUAGACUACCUGCGUAUGGAUCAGGCUCGGAAAGCAACCAUCGUGAACUUUUUGAAGGAUAAUGGUGGUCAGGCUGUUGGGACUUCGGGCCAUGCAUUUCGAUUCGUGGAUUCGGAUGCUCUUUGGGGUGCUAAAGAUGUGUUGCGUCGCGCUCAUCCAGAGGUUUUCUAUAGUGUGACUGGUGUUUGGGAUGCAAAUGGACAGCAAGUUAAUUUGUCUCCAAUUGUGACUGCUAAGACCGUUCGUAUCAAAACAUGCACUGACAAGACUUGGGUUUUGUUGGAGGAUCCUCAAUUCUUUGAGUAUUGAUUUAAUUAUAAUGUAUGACACAAAUCUCGUUUUUGUUAAAUAAAUUUUGAUAUUUAUAAAUAAAUUAUUCCAUU